Penicillium manginii is the source of this 1194-nucleotide messenger RNA. RefSeq names its product alpha/beta hydrolase. The transcript is spliced from 4 exons. Bases 1 to 1194 code for a protein of 397 amino acids. Lineage: Eukaryota; Fungi; Ascomycota; Eurotiomycetes; Eurotiales; Aspergillaceae. The record is from RefSeq and is a predicted model, not a curated record. Gene Ontology annotation, molecular function: hydrolase activity.
AUGACAUCCCAAACCGGCCAUGGCGAUCCCAAACUCCACAGCCUAGUCCCCUCAACCCAAACACUCCCACUGCACAACAGUAUUCCCCCAGAACUAGUCUCCCGCUUCGACCCAGUCUACGUCGAGUAUUACAACAAAUACAACGCCGGCCGUCUCCACACGCACGAAGUACCCAUACAAGACUACCGCAAAGAUCCAUCCCGAUACACCAUCUCCUACGGCCGAGCCCUAGGACCAGAUAUCUUCUCGAUAACAGAGCAGAGAUGCCCCGUAGAUGGGGGAGAGAUCACGAUUCGGAUCUUCGAGCCGGCACCUAAAUUCCAAACCGAAACCGGUCUGCCGAAGAAAAGAGCGGCUUAUCUUAAUUUCCACGGAGGCGGGUGGGUAUUUGGUGGGCUGCAGUUCGAUCACGAAUUUUGCAAGAGGGUCGUUGAUGGGCUUGAGGGGGAGUGUGUUGUCUUCGACGUGGAUUAUAGACUCGCGCCUGAGAAUCCGUUUCCGAUUCCGGUCGAGGAUUGUUGGGCGGCGUUUACCUGGAUCCGCGAACAAAAGACAGAAGAGUUCAAUCUCGACCCUGACUGUUUCGCCGUCGGCGGCGCAUCAGCAGGAGGCCACCUCGCUGCCGUAAUCGCCCAUCUCUGCCGAGACGCAGGCAUUCCGCUGAAACUACAGAUCUUGACCGUCCCCGUGUGUGACAUGCACAAUACUUUCACGGCUGAGGGUCACUUUGACCGCGAACAUUGCCCGUACGAGUCGUACCGCGAAAUGGAAUUUGCACCGGCUCUGCCUGCGGCUCGGAUGGCUUAUUUUCAUCGGAUGUUUCUUGGGGUACCGAGGCCGAUGGCUUCGCGGGAUGACUGGAAAAUUUCGCCUAUGCUCGCUGCUAAUUUCGAGGAUCUGGCGCCGGCACUGGUGUCGACUGCGGAACUGGAUCCGUUGCGCGAUGAAGGGGAGGCUUAUGCUGCUAAAUUGCAGACAGCGGGGAAUCCGGUAGAGUUGUAUCGAUAUAAUGGUGCUCCACAUUUGAUUGCUUCGUUGGAUGGGAUUAUGGAGGGUGUUACCGGGGUGACCAAAAUCACUAACAAUAAACCCCCCAAUGACGAAGGGACCGCGUAUUACUGGGGUAAUGCCGAUACCGGGAAGUUUCGGCAUCGCAAGUCGGACGAGUUCCUCUUUUCUGUUUCUCGUUUUUAA